AUGCUCCCCUUAUACAAGCAGUUGAAGUCGACGCCGCCAUGUAGUAGUCAGAGUCUAAACGACGCAGCACUAUGGAGCUUAUCACCAAACUUCCUAGAGGCCACGACGCCUGAAACGAUCUUGGCACUGGACCCUACCGGUUUCUUGACGCACAACAGCAGACGUUCAAUAAAAGAAAGUUGCGUCUCUACAUGUGGUCGAACACCGUCGACAAGAGCUAGUACGAGCUACUGGACCAAGGUGGAGCCAUCACGUGAGCCGUGUACCGACGAGAUCCCGUGGACGGAUCUGGUUUUCUGGCUGGGGAAUGCAUCAACUGGUGAGGUAAUCUGCUCAUGCACGCAAUGCGGUCGUCGGGCCAUGCACGGGAAUCUUCUGCGACAGCAUCACUACUCACCCUACCAUCCGCAGCAGAAACUACGACAGCGAGUCUCUUCACGAGUGCCAGUGAUUAAUCUGCCACGGAUUGAGGGUGUUAACUAG
This is a messenger RNA of Peronospora farinosa, 483 nucleotides long. Lineage: Eukaryota; Oomycota; Peronosporomycetes; Peronosporales; Peronosporaceae. The record is from the annotation of a GenBank genome assembly.